GGUGAGGGUAACGAUGUUGUUGUCAUCAAUGUUCAAAGCACUGCUGGUACUGAUGAUGCCAAGUUUUAUGCUCCUGCUGAUGGUCAACCUGGUGAAAUGGACAUGUUCCGUUUCACUACCACUACGCCCAACCGCGACGGUGGUCUUGACAACGUCAUUCCUAUCCACGAGUAUGUGCAUGGUAUUUCCAAUCGGUUGACGGGUGGAGCUGCCACGACCCAAUGCUUGGAAGCUCUUGAAUCGGGUGGUAUGGGUGAAGGCUGGUCCGACACAAUUGCCAUGUAUCUUACUUCAAAAAAAACGGAUGUUGCCACAACCCCUAUUGUCAUGGGCGCUUAUGCCACUGGAGAUGCUUCUGGUAUUCGUUCCCAUCCUUACACUACGGAUAUCAAGGUCAAUCCCUUGACCUAUGCCGAUCUCCAAACACGCGAUGAAGUCCACGAUAUUGGUGAAGUGUGGGCAGUCAUGCUUUGGGAAGUCUACUGGAACUUGGUUGCCAAGAAUGGAUUCUCUACCGAUCUUUACAAUGCCAAAGGCAAGGCUGGUAACAUUAUUGCUCUGCAGAACGUGAUUGGAGGCAUGAUGAUCCAGCCAUGCAAUCCCACUUUCCUCGAUGCUCGUGAUGCCAUCAUUGCAUCAGAUGCUGCUCGCUACAACGGAGCCAACAAAUGUGAGAUCUGGAGAGGAUUCUCCAAACGUGGUAUGGGACCCAAUGCAAGAAACCAU
Molecule: messenger RNA, 726 nt
Organism: Batrachochytrium dendrobatidis JAM81
Lineage: Eukaryota; Fungi; Chytridiomycota; Chytridiomycetes; Rhizophydiales
Exons: 1
Molecular function (GO): zinc ion binding; metalloendopeptidase activity
Source: RefSeq, a predicted model, not a curated record